Molecule: messenger RNA, 2248 nt
Organism: Cajanus cajan (pigeon pea)
Lineage: Eukaryota; Viridiplantae; Streptophyta; Magnoliopsida; Fabales; Fabaceae
Biological process (GO): transmembrane transport
Cellular component (GO): membrane
Molecular function (GO): transmembrane transporter activity
Source: RefSeq, a predicted model, not a curated record
ACCGACAAAUGUUUCAGAUUUGCUUUACAAUAAUUAGUACUCAUACUAUUUCCAUGCCACUGCCAACCCAUUAGCUUCACAACAUCUCAUUGCCUCCUAAGCAUGGCAUUGCCACAAUCAUGGCGCGUGGCACCUCUCACAAAAAGUUGUGAACUUUCUCUCUCUAAAAAUCUUCUUUUUUUUUUUUUUUUCUUUUUCCCUUGUACUCCGAAAAUUCCAACCCAUCUUUCUCUGUUAGCCGUUGAGAGUGUUUCAGUUUAGUUUUACCCUCCAUUUUCAUAACGUUUCCACUUCAACUUUCUUCUUUCAAAGGGUGUUGUUUUUUUUUUUUUAAUUAUUCAAUGCCCCAUUGAAAGUUUUGGCCUUUGACAAUUAUGACCAUCCUUCAAUCAAAUUGAUAUCUCUUUCUCUCUCUACAACAAGCUACUAUGUUUCUUCAUCUAUUUCAAUGGUGGUCUUUGCCUCUUCCACUCUCUAUUGUUCCACCACCAACAAUUAGGGUUACAUAGAAGUUGCAACACAGUGAAUUGGUGACAAGAUAUGGAGCAACCACGGCGUUGGCACGACGUGUUCUGGUUAGGGAUAUUUGUGAUCCAUUUGGUUGGUAUGGGAUUGGUUCUUGGGGUUUUAGGCCUCAACAGGUUCAAGCAAAAGAACAGGCUUGACAUUGAUAAGUACACCUAUCGGUUCAUGGAGAAUGAGGCUGGUUUGACGGAGGAUUAUUGGCCGCUUUACGCGGUGGCCGGAGGCGUUGGAACCUCCCUUGGAUGGAGUUGGUUGCUGUUGUUAGGCUCACGCGCCACCCAGAUGAUGAAGGUGUCUGUGCACAUCCUCACCACUUACCUUGCUGUCAUCAGUGUUUUGUGUUUAUGGGCUGAGCAGUUUUUCUGGGGUGUUGCCUUUGCUAUUGGGGCAGCCCUGCAGUUCCUGUAUGUGAUUUCUGUCAUAGACAGACUUCCCUUUACAAUGUUGGUUCUACAAAAAGCUGUCAAGAUGGUAUGGAAUCUUCCUGAGGUUAUGAGAGUGGCAUAUGCAUUUAUGCUUGUUGUGCUUUUAUGGCUGGCCUUGUGGUCAUUUGGAGCUGCUGGUGUUGUGGCUUCAAGCAUCGGUGACAGUGGACGCUGGUGGCUUCUUGUGGUUCUCUCUGUAAGCUUAUUUUGGACAGGUGCUGUGAUUUGCAACACUGUGCAUGUCAUAGUGUCUGGGACAGUUGUUCGUGUUACUAUCCAUGGUGGUAGAGAGGCUGGGUCAGUUCCUGCUAACAACUUAAUGAAAUCUUUACAGUAUGCUUUAACAACAUCUUUUGGCAGCAUUUGUUAUGGUUCAUUAUUCACAGCUGCAAUUAGGACUCUGAGAUGGGAGAUAAGAGGAAUCCGGUCAAAGAUAGGCAAUAAUGAGUGUUUGCUUUGCUGUGUUGAUUUCCUCUUCCAUCUUGUGGAGACUCUUGUCCGUUUCUUUAACAAGUAUGCUUAUGUUCAGAUUGCUAUUUAUGGUAAAAGCUUUAACCGUUCUGCUAGAGAUGCAUGGGAGUUAUUCCAGUCAACUGGAGUUGAAGCACUUGUGGCCCAUGAUUGUUCGGGUGCUGUACUGCUAAUGGGUACCAUUUUUGGUGGGCUGAUAACUGGAACUUGCUCUGGUGUUUGGGCAUGGAUUAAAUGGAGGGACAGGGCUUUUAUGAUUGGGUCCACAUCUAUGCUCAUGGGGAUGAUAUUGGUUGGCGUGGCUAUGGUUGUGGUGGAAAGUGCUGUUACAUCCAUAUACAUAUGCUAUGCAGAAGAUCCCUUACUGAUUCAGAGCUGGGACACUGAGUUUUUCAACCAGAUGUCUGAGACACUGCAUCAACGACUUCAACAUAGAAGUUCACGUGCAAGGGAAGUUUUAACCCAAAAUCAGCUUGAUUCACGUAUAGGAGAACACACAUCUAUUUGAGGAAUCACUUGAUGUCACACUACACCACUUUAACACUUUUCCAUUUUAUGUCAAAUCCUUUAGCUUUAGCAUCCUUUUGCUUCAUUUUGCGGUGCAUUAAUAGGGUGACUUAGUAUUUCUAGUUAGGGAGGGGGGAGAAAAGUGAUGGUUGUGACUAGCUUUGAGCAAAUUUGGAUAUGCAGGUUCCUUGGUUGGUUGCCUCAAAUAUGGUCAUUUUGUACCCGUAAAAGAAGAAAAGAAAGAAAAUGAAGACAGUGAUGGUCUUGAUUAUUGGCGUGUAUGAAUGUUUAAUAAAUUAAUACAGUCUACAAAAUGUACA